AUGGAGAAGCCUACCUUUCCAAGGAGGUUAUACACAAGAGGAGCUGAACCGGAAGCCCAAAAGAGCAUUUCCUACGGCAGCAACGACAAAAAGCUUGUUUGCUGCCGUGAAAAACUACUGAGUGAUGCCGAGUGGGAAACACUAUGCGACUCGCGAGUUGGUGUCUUCUGCAAGUUUCACGACCUCAAAUUCGAGUGGUCUUCGAAGUUGGUUCACACGAUGCUCUCAUAUCAGUUAGAGUGCAAGAAGAAGUAUGAGAUCUGGAGUGCGGUUACUCUAGAGAUGAGAGCAUUCUGGGAGAAGCUCGGAGUAGGUGUUGAGCUUGGUCCGAGUCAAGUGGAGCUCAUUCGUGCAUGCGAAUGGGCAACAGACUGGCCGAGUGAGGACAAACUUAGGCUUGGUUACUUGGCCAUCUAUACUGGCUUCAUUGCUGCUCGGAAAAACACCUCGCACACUCCUGUGAACCUGGCCAGAUUAGUGAUGGAUGAAGAGGAGUUUGAGAAUUAUCCGUGGGGGCGUGUAGCUUUCAAGAACCUGAUUGAAGCCGUCAAAGAAGCAGAGCUAUGGAAGUCCGGGUAUGUCCUGGAUGGGUUUGUUGAGGUGAACUUUGAUCACUGCAUAAUGGUGGAGAGAGACUUUGUUUACCCAAAGUGGGAUGAGGAUAAAGAAGACCCGCGCGUAGAUAAUCUCAUCAAGCGUGUACGGAGACUAGGCCAGUGGAAGUGGAAGCCGGCGGACUGGAAUCCUCAAGGUGUUCUGGUGAAGAAUCCUAAACCGCGGAGUCUGCGAAGAGGAAAAGAUCCUCAGACCAUGGAGAUGAAAUGCAGAAGAGGCUGUGUCCUGAGAGCGUUUCCCUUGCUGAAGAUGGCUUCAGUCGCUUCGAGGAAAGCUGAAGUUGCUGAAGGUGGUCCGCAUAGAAAAAACCGUCCAGGCUAUGCAAGCAGCAUCAAGGCGUCGGACCCGAACCUGAGGAACCUGAGGCGCCUAAACAGAAGAACGAGCCGUCUGACGCCUCAACUGAAGGAUGAGGUGUCCGGUGAAGAGGAGGAGGAGGCUGCAUCCGAGGAGAAGGUUGCUGAUAACACUGCCGAGAAGGCUGCCACUCCUAAGAAGAACAAAGCUCCAGCUCGUGACAAUGGCGUAGAUCCGGACCUUGUUUUUGUUAAGCAGUAUACACCAACAAAAGCUGAGGAAGCGGAGGACACAAAGAGGAUGCAACUAAAACAACAAGCAUCAAUAAAUAUUGCACGUGCAAACGUACAGAGACAGCGACAGCUGGCCGCUUCACAACGGUCUCCGUUUGUAGGAGAUAGCACAGUGAAGGGAAUCAUUCCUAACAAGCCACGGCUUGGGUUUGGGUACGAUCCCAACGAGCAUGUGGAUAAGGAGAGACUCGCACGGCUGAAGAAAGAGUUUAAAGGCAUUUUCGGCCCUAAGAAAUUUGACAUCUUCAAGAACCUCAACUACACUGGUGGCAGAAUUGGUCCACAUGGACGCAAUAACGAACCUGUUUCGUCAGCGCAUGAAAUUGCACCCGGAGUGGGACUAGGAAGGUGGCUCCCGGGAGGUGCGACUGACUUCUUUGAAGGGAAGACACCACGUUUCUGCCAAACCCUGAAGAAAUGGGAAGUAGAUAUUGAUGAGAUCUACUUGCCAUGGAACGUCAAAGACACUCAUUGGGUGGCGUUGAUGAUUUCUAUACCUAAAAGGCAUAUUACUGUGUGGGACAGCAUUCCAAACUAUCUGAAGGAGAAUGUGUUAUCCGCAUCUAUCGAGCCCAUUGCUGUCAUUGUGCCUUAUCUACAACGGCUCAUGGCUGACAUCAAUGAUAGGUAUAAGUAUUCGCUCGAUUUCACCCACGAGUAUGUUUCCGGAGGAGAUGUGCAUGCGCAAGACAAUGCAACUGACUGUGGAGUCUACUGUCUAAAGUUCAUCGAGUAUCAUAGUCUUGGGAGGCUUUUUCCGAAGACGCUAUAUGGUAAGAACAUGAGAGCUAUCAGAGCAAAGCUUGCAGGACAUACAUCAUGA
Microthlaspi erraticum is the source of this 2028-nucleotide messenger RNA. Lineage: Eukaryota; Viridiplantae; Streptophyta; Magnoliopsida; Brassicales; Brassicaceae. The record is from the annotation of a GenBank genome assembly.